AUGGUCAAACUCACCGAAGUCGAAGACGAACACUUCACCACCGAAAAGCCUAUCCCAACCAAGGAAGCUCUCCUCGUCUCAGAUAACGAAGACGAUGAAGACUUUACCGACACCGAAUCCGAAAUCUCUGAAGUAGACUCAACCUACGACCCCAUCAACGAAACCCUGUACGACCGCAUCGUCGCUCUCAAGGACAUUAUUCCUCCUCAAUCCCGCCGCCGCAUCACAGCCACCAUUGCAGGCCUCUCGGACGCGACAAAGAGUACAUUCUCAUUCAGCGGGAAAGCGUUAUGGGUCAUUUCGACAUCUGCAUUCUUGUUGGGUGUGCCCUGGGCGCUGGCGUUUGCGGAGGAGGAGCAGUAUGUGCAGAUGGAGAGGGAGCAGGGAAUGAUGAGGGGUGCUAAUGAGAUGCUUACUCCCGGCACAAACGCUGCUGCUGCUGCGCUCGGUGCGGCUGGUACUGAACAGCCAAAGGCUGCUCUGUAA
This is a messenger RNA of Talaromyces amestolkiae, 486 nucleotides long. RefSeq lists its product as uncharacterized. The record is from RefSeq and is a predicted model, not a curated record. Gene Ontology annotation, biological process: intracellular protein transport. Bases 1 to 486 code for a protein of 161 amino acids. Lineage: Eukaryota; Fungi; Ascomycota; Eurotiomycetes; Eurotiales; Trichocomaceae. Gene Ontology annotation, cellular component: mitochondrial outer membrane. The transcript has 3 exons.